Anneissia japonica is the source of this 1120-nucleotide messenger RNA. RefSeq lists its product as uncharacterized. The record is from RefSeq and is a predicted model, not a curated record. The transcript has 3 exons. NCBI's taxonomy places the organism in Eukaryota, Metazoa, Echinodermata, Crinoidea, Comatulida, Comatulidae. The coding region runs from base 100 to 843 and encodes 247 amino acids.
UUAUUAUCUUUAUUGAUUAAUUACAUUUUUUUGGUUCCUGCAGGUAAAUCAGGAAGUGGGAUUUUAGUCAAGUGGAAACUUACCAUAUAUGGAUCACAGAUGACAUCACAAGAUAUAACGGAUAGGCAAAUCAUGGUAGAAGAGGCGAUGGGUGGAGAAUUCCUGCUUAGCAACGAGACGUUACCAUGCCCACCAAGCUUAGCUCUUUCAUUCAAUGAUGAACGACUUCUGUCUCCCAGGACACUAAAGAUGUUGUUGCUUGGAAGUUUUUUAUUCGUAUUCAUGGCUAUAUAUUUUUCUUUGGAGCAAGCUUUUUGCAACGAUGAGGAGAAAGACGAAUAUCAACAAACUUUAGGUGAUUCAAAAGAGAAUGCAAAUAACGACAUUGAAAAGGAAAUUAUUGAUCAUAAUACUAGUGAAACUGCCAGGUUACUUGCAGCGGACUCAGAAACAGAGUUAGCAAAUAAUUCAAUUGAUUUGGAAGGUAAUAAUUAUAAUUCUGUAAACUCUGGAUGCUUGCAAAAGUCAUCAGUGCAAUCGAAACAAACAAUUCCUGAACAACACGAUCCAACAUUUGGUUGCCCUGUCGGAGACCAUCUAUGUGCAUCGCUGGAAAACUUGUCUGACUAUAUUCAAGUUAACUCAGGUAGCCACUGCUCUGGUUCAGCAGCGGUACGCGGUAAUAGCGAUGGAAUUUUCAAGAAGUCAUCAAUACGAGAGUUAUCAAAUAGGAAGGAUGUUUUUGUAGGACGUUCUAACGAUUACACAGACUACCGUCAUUGGCCAGUUUCCAGUGCGAACUUAUUCAAUACUGAUGAAUCUCGUUGUCAGGGAACUUUAUGAUUUGUAAAUAAAUAGACCUUAUCGAAAUUUGUGCAAAUGUUUCCAAGUAUGAAAACUACUUUAAACAACUCUAGUAAUCAUUUUCUUUGAUUCCAUUAUUUUUAAGUCUUUUAGCAAUUGUUUUAGAUUCCAAUUUUUUAUUUUGUUUAGAAUUUCACUUCUAAAACAAAUGAAGUGACAUUGGUAUGUAUAUAAAAACUUAUAAAGGCUUAUAGUCAAUUCUUUGUGUAUUUUCCAAUUUUUUUUCUCUACUGUACAUUACAAAUUGCCAUGGCAA